Messenger RNA from Octopus sinensis (East Asian common octopus), 505 nucleotides. Its product is annotated as iroquois-class homeodomain protein irx-4-like. Gene Ontology annotation, biological process: cell development; neuron differentiation; regulation of transcription by RNA polymerase II. The record is from RefSeq and is a predicted model, not a curated record. Gene Ontology annotation, cellular component: nucleus. The transcript is spliced from 2 exons. The coding region runs from base 92 to 490 and encodes 132 amino acids. Gene Ontology annotation, molecular function: RNA polymerase II cis-regulatory region sequence-specific DNA binding; DNA-binding transcription factor activity, RNA polymerase II-specific. NCBI's taxonomy places the organism in Eukaryota, Metazoa, Mollusca, Cephalopoda, Octopoda, Octopodidae.
UUUUCAGAACACAUCAUAUGAACUAAAAGACAGCACUGACGCCUGGCGGGGGAUCACUCAAUCAGGAGCAUGUUACCCAUACGAACCUUCAAUGACGUAUUCUUACGGUGGAACGUAUGGAACGAUGGAUUUAAAUGGCGCUGCCCGGAGGAAAAACGCGACUCGUGAAACUACGAACACUUUAAAAGCAUGGCUUUACGAACACCGAAAAAACCCCUACCCAACGAAAGGAGAGAAAAUUAUGUUGGCUAUAAUCACAAAAAUGACCCUUACCCAGGUGUCCACCUGGUUUGCGAAUGCCAGGCGAAGACUUAAGAAAGAGAACAAAAUGACGUGGUCCCCUCGGAAUCGUUGUGGUGACAAUGAUGACGGAGACGGUCGAGAUAAAGCUGGUGACAGCGACAGUGAUGAUCUUAAGGAGAAAGAUGAGAAUAUGAAGAAAAUCAACGGACUGGACACCACUGACAGUAAGCUAGGUUAUUCAGUAUAGCACACACAUACACAC